CACCAUGAGUGCCGAGGAGGAUGCCAGGUGGCUCCGGUGGGUGACUCAGCAGUUUAAGACCAUUGCGGGAGAAGAUGGGGAGAUCAGCCUGCAAGAAUUCAAAGCAGCUCUGCAUGUAAAAGAGUCCUUCUUUGCAGAGCGAUUCUUUGCUCUAUUUGACUCCGAUAGAAGUGGCACCAUAACCCUCCAGGAGCUGCAGGAGGCACUGACCCUGCUCAUCCACGGCAGCCCCAUGGACAAACUCAAAUUCCUCUUCCAGGUGUAUGACAUUGAUGGCAGCGGCUCCAUUGACCCGGAUGAGCUGCGCACUGUGCUGCAGUCGUGUCUGCGCGAGAGCGCCAUCUCGCUGCCCGAUGAGAAGCUGGACCAGCUGACGCUGGCGCUGUUCGAAUCGGCCGACGCGGACGGCAACGGGGCCAUCACCUUCGAGGAGCUCCGGGACGAGCUGCAGCGCUUCCCCGGAGUCAUGGAGAACCUGACCAUCAGCGCUGCCCACUGGCUGACGGCCCCAGCCCCCCGCCCACGCCCGCGCCGGCCGCGCCAGCUGACCCGCGCCUACUGGCACAACCACCGCAGCCAGCUGUUCUGCCUGGCCGCCAACGCAGGCCUCCACGUGCUGCUCUUCGCGCUGGCGGCCAGCGCGCACCGGGACCUCGGCGCCAGCGUCAUGGUGGCCAAGGGCUGCGGCCAGUGCCUCAACUUCGACUGCAGCUUCAUCGCGAUGCUGAUGCUCAGACGCUGCCUCACCUGGCUGCGGGCCACGUGGCUGGCUCAAGUCCUACCACUGGACCAGAACAUACAGUUCCACCAGCUUAUGGGCUACGUGGUGGUGGGGCUGUCCCUCGUGCACACCGUGGCCCACACUGUGAACUUUGUGCUCCAGGCUCAGGCGGAGGCCAGCCCUUUCCAGUUCUGGGAGCUGCUGCUCACCACGAGGCCUGGCAUUGGCUGGGUACACGGUUCAGCCUCCCCAACAGGUGUCGCUCUGCUGCUGCUGCUCCUCCUCAUGUUCAUCUGCUCCAGUUCCUGCGUCCGCAGGAGUGGCCACUUUGAGGUGUUCUAUUGGACUCACCUGUCCUACCUCCUCGUGUGGCUUCUGCUCAUCUUUCAUGGGCCCAACUUCUGGAAGUGGCUGCUGGUUCCUGGAAUCUUGUUUUUCCUGGAGAAGGCCAUCGGACUGGCAGUGUCCCGCAUGGCAGCCGUGUGCAUCAUGGAAGUCAACCUCCUCCCCUCCAAGGUCACUCAUCUCCUCAUCAAGCGGCCCCCUUUUUUUCACUAUAGACCUGGUGACUACUUGUAUCUGAACAUCCCCACCAUCGCUCGCUAUGAGUGGCACCCCUUCACCAUCAGCAGUGCUCCUGAGCAGAAAGACACUAUCUGGCUGCACAUUCGGUCCCAAGGCCAGUGGACAAACAGGCUGUAUGAGUCCUUCAAGGCAACAGACCCACUGGGCCGUGGUUCUAAGAGGCUGUCGAGGAGUGUGACAAUGAGAAAGAGUCAAAGGUCAUCCAAGGGCUCUGAGAUACUUUUGGAGAAACACAAAUUCUGUAACAUCAAGUGCUACAUCGAUGGGCCUUAUGGGACCCCCACCCGCAGGAUCUUUGCCUCUGAGCACGCCGUGCUCAUUGGGGCAGGCAUCGGCAUCACCCCCUUUGCUUCCAUCCUGCAGAGUAUCAUGUACAGGCACCAGAAAAGAAAGCAUACUUGCCCCAGCUGCCAGCACUCCUGGAUCGAAGGUGUCCAAGACAACAUGAAGCUCCAUAAGGUGGACUUUAUCUGGAUCAACAGAGACCAGCGGUCUUUCGAGUGGUUUGUGAGCCUGCUGACUAAACUGGAGAUGGACCAGGCUGAGGAGGCUCAAUAUGGCCGCUUCCUGGAGCUGCAUAUGUACAUGACAUCUGCACUGGGCAAGAAUGACAUGAAGGCCAUUGGCCUGCAGAUGGCCCUUGACCUCCUGGCCAACAAGGAGAAGAAAGACUCCAUCACGGGGCUGCAGACGCGCACCCAGCCUGGGCGGCCUGACUGGAGCAAGGUGUUCCAGAAAGUGGCUGCUGAGAAGAAGGGCAAGGUGCAGGUCUUCUUCUGUGGCUCCCCAGCUCUGGCCAAGGUGCUGAAGGGCCAUUGUGAGAAGUUCGGCUUCAGAUUUUUCCAAGAGAAUUUCUAGCCUCACCUCUCCAAGCUCUGCCCCAAAUCCACACCGUGGGUCUGCUUCAUUGCAUUAGUAUAAAUGUCCCCACAGGGACCAGCCUCAGACGACCCACCCAAUAAGACAAAGCCUAGGGACCCCCUAAUCCUGCUCAACACAGAGAACAGGAGACCCCAAGGGGCAGAUGAACUUCCUCUAGAACCCAGGGGAAGGGACAGUGCCUUGUUCAGUCUGCUAUAGAUUCUGGGGUUUCUGUGAAACAGGAAACCAGAGGCUGGUGAUGGGAGCUUGGGGGUGGGGUUCGAGGGGGCAGAGGGCAACCACUCCUCCAAACAUUUUCUGAUGGAGCCUUCCCCUACCUCCACGGUCCCAAACCUGCCCAAUCAUCACAGUCAUUUGGAAGCCUGUUUCUCCGGCAUCUUAUAAAAUUGUUCAAACAUACAGAAAGUGAGAAGAAUCAUACAGUGAAGAGUGUUACCUACUUCCUAGACUCCUCAGUUAAUAUUUUGCUCUGUUUAUCACAUAGUAUCCAUCACUUCCUCCUCCUUCUUUCCAUCUGUCAAUUUAUCUGAUUUUUUGGAUGCAUUUUCAAGUUAGGUGCAAAUAUCUCAGCACACCUUGCCACUUGGAGGAGCCUUCUUUAAAUGCACAUUCCUUGGUCCCACUACCAGAAAUUCUGAUUCUGAUGAUCUGGGAAUGAAACCUGGAAUAUGUAUUUUCCACCAAAUCCAUUUUCAUAGGGAGAAAUAAGCAGCGUCUUUCCCUGCCCCCCUUGUGUCUUUGUCUCCCCAUCUCCCUCUCUCCUGGCCCAUCCCUCAGAGCCUCUCUGGGCUGUAUCCUGGCCUCUUCCUUCUCUCUGUGUGCUGAGUCGCUUGAGAAACAGGAUGGAGACAGCCUCUUUGUGUGCCUCUCUCUCUGUCGUGGAAAGGCCAAGUGCCUGGGGAUGAAGCAGGCUAAGCCUGGAAGCUCAGCUCAGCCACACCCUGGCUGUGUGGCCCUGGAAGCUUCCCCAUGUCUGUUUUUUUCAUCUGUGAAAUGGGCUGAUGCCAUCCCUCAGUCACAGUUGCUGUGAGGUGACAUGAGAUGCCAAGUGCUCAAGACAUUCCACCUCAGUACAGCUCCUUGCUGCUCCAGGCUUUCGUGUGUCUAUAUCACUUCUCUUCAUCCUGGCUCCCUCUGUCUCUGUUUUCCAGCCUCUGUUUGCGUCUGUCCCUGUCUGGGCAGGAGGGAACAGCAGAGGCAGCAAAGGCUCUCUCAGCACAUACUGUGGGGAGGAGCGGCCCUGGGCAGAGGACAGGGUGGGCCUCACCUCCUCCAUCUGAGCUGGACAUUUCCAUCUGUGCCACACUGUGAGCUCCUGUGAGCCCCACAUUUCCUGGGCAUCCUCCACCUUGCAGUCAGUCCUGCUAGGUUCUCUUCUUGACAGUGUAAAGCACCCUUCCCCAAGGCUGCCAUCAUGGGGUUGGAACCAGGCACUUUCCAAUGGGAUUGUAGCUGGUACCUUUCUUUUCCAUGGGUUGGAAGUCCAUGGUUGGGAAGGGGGAGGUAAAGAAGCCCGAUCAUAACCUGGACGAUGAUGUCCCUUAUCUAAGGUGGGGCUGGGAUGCAGCAGUGGGGGUGGGUGUGACGUGCAGGGGAUGAGCUAGUUGGGUGGAUGGAAGAAUGAAGGUGGGGGAAAGCUCUCUUCUGAAAGGAGCAAUAGCAAGGGGAUGGUGGAGGAAGAAGCUGAGGCAGGCCCUGGGGAGGGGAGGGCAAAACAUACCCUGAGGACUGGGACAGAGAAGGAUAGGAGUGAGGAUGUCGUCUUUAAGAUGUGAGGAGGAGCGGGAAGAAGAAUACGAGAGGAGGAGUGGGGCCUGCAGUCAAGGAGAGGCUAAUUCGGUUUGGGUGGGUGGAAAGCGGGGCUCGCGCUUGCACCGAGCCUCCAUCUCCCUGGACCGGGAGUCAGCAAGGCCAGGAGACCUGGUGUUGGGGCCUUCCAACCGGAUCAUGUUUAAUUUCCAGCAAGCCUGGGGAGGCACACAACUCACCGGGGAAACUCACACCUGGAGUUUUACCAGCCUGAGGCCACACACUCUUGGAACCUCUUUCCCUCUGUUGAGUCUGUACUUUCCCCUCUUCAUCAGGCUUGGGAAGGCUUGGACAAAACGCUCUCUGGGACACAGAAGGAAACUAAAGAGGGUCUUCUGACUUAAGGUUGGAGGAUGUAAACAGGCUGUGCCAAAUCAUUUGGAAACGUGGCAGAAUCUGUUUAGCACAGGAUGUCUCACACAUGCACUCAGUGCACACACACAUGCAUGUCACCAUUUUGGAUUCUUUCCCGUCUCUGUCUACACUGCCUUAACACAUUUGAGCCCUGUCCUCAGUCCUUUGCUCUCUCGUAACAGAUUUCCACCAGGCUCCCACCCGCAUAUACAAAUAGUCAGCUGUUCGUUUAGGACUUAAUAAUAUAGUGGGUGGGAGCAGGUGGAAGGACUUGGACAUAACGAUUCUAAAAUCCAUGAAUGCCCACAUGUGUGACGACCAUAUGCCCGUGUCCUGAGGUUUUUCUCUCCAGACAGAUUCCAGUUGCCCACGAGAGGGCGCUGCAGAAUCACGGAUCUCAAGAGGGUUUGUUUCCCAGGAAGUGAGACUGGUCCCUGAGUGGCAGUUAAUCAAAGGGAAAGGGGCUAGGAAGACAGCGCCCCGUUCCAAAGCUCCCCACUAGAGGCAAAACUUCCAGGCUCCAUCUCUGUGAAGUCAAGAGACUUCAUGUUCAAGGUCAGUUUCUCUAGCUGGCAGCUUCUCACUGCUGCUGCCUUCCCCCCAAAUUCUACCCUCCCCAUACCCGGUGUCCAGUUCUGGGCUUUCCUCUUUUCUGCGUGCAACAAAAUGUCCAUCGGUGAGGUCAAGUUGAGCUGAACAGGCCUGGCUCAGGGACAGUUCACAGGUCCAGGUUCUGUCUGCCUCAGUGGACAUGUCAUCGAAGGCAGCAGGACCACACAUGUGAGCGCACGGCACGCAUGGUCUGACCAUCUGGAUGUUUCCCAGGUGUGCAGAUGGGCAUCAUCGGCCAUCAACAGGAAAAUGCAUCCAGAUGACUGGCUGACUUUUCUUCUCUCACCAGAUGUUGGCAAUGCCGUAGAUACAUCUGGGCCCAUGACAGAUAAGGCUGACACACACAAAGAGAAGAGAGAAGGAGCAAAGGCCAGUUAUCGGCACAUGUGCCCCUCCUCCCCCAUGAAGCUGCAAACUCCCCAAGGCCAGACAUGGGGACCUGAAGCCUAGCACAGAGUGUAGACCAGAUGUCGGUUCCUCCCAGGGCAAGGGGUUACUUAAAUGGAAUUAUCCUUACAAAGAGUCUUUUGCACCUAAUUGUCACUUGUAAUUUGGGGAACAAAAGCACAAACACAAGCCCACUGAACCACUUUGCCAGGUGCCAUUGCACUGUUCUGUGAGGACAGCGCUGACGGAGACAGCAGGCAUUCCUGAAAUGACCAAUCAGGCAGGGCCCUCCCGGACGAGCGGCACAAGUGCAGGCUAUUAAUACACUGAGCCAGGGGUAUUCGUGGGAGGGGAGGGGGCGUGGGCAACAUGGAGAGUCACCAGGCUGGCAGACAAAGUCGAAGGUAGGGAGGGAUGAGGAACAUUAGCCGAGACUGGUUCUGGGCCAACCUGUUGGAGACACAGUGGACAAACCUUUGCCCUCUGGGAGGCAGGGCACUGAGUUCUACACUUGCCUCUGCCGCAGUCUGCUGUGUGACCUUGGGUGUAUCAUUUGACCUCUCUGAGUUCUCACUUUCUUAUUAUAAAGUGAACAGAUCAAGUGUGUAUGUGUUUAAGCACUUGUGUAUAAAAGGAUACAUGAAAAUAUAUUUAUCUGUGUGCUCUGGGGAGUGGGAAUGGAGGGAUACAAUGAAGGAAAGGAUUUUGUGUUUUUGUUUUUGUUUUACUUUUUGCCCUUCUGUAAAGUUUAAGUUUUUAUUAAUAUUAUAGUUUUAUUUUAAAAAGAAACCCAAAAUAGGAUGUCAUGUAAAAGAAAAAAAAAGUACCAAGUGUUUGAUAUAAUCCUAUUUAUAACACAGAAAAUAAAUGAUAUAUGUAUACCAUAUGGGGAUAAAUACAUAAAAAUACACGGAAAGAUAGUUAGAAGCCAGCCUUAAUCUGUCUUGGGCCCAGACAGCCCUUAUCUGUUGUGGGCCCAGAUGUGUCUACAGCAUUGUUAACAUCUGGUGAAAGGAGAAGAGUCAGCCAGCCAUCCUGAUGCGUUUUCUUGUUGAUGGCCGAUGAUGCCCAAAUGCCAAGCAGUUCACAGUGGUUAACUGUGGAGGAAGCAAAGGAGGACUUGAAUGUUUUCCUCUUAUCUGUUUCCUGUAUUUGUGUGUUACCUGAGUAAGGUUUCACUUCCUGUAUUACUCAUGUGAUAUUUUACUUUUUAAUUUAUGUACUUUUGUAUGGCUUGUAUCUACUUUUUAAGAGUAAAACAAAAUGCAGAGAUUAUCUGCAGUGUUGUCUAAGAUCCUGAAUAUUGAUUUGGUUUCAAGUGAAAGUAUUUCGGGCCUAAGCCAGGGGACUGGCCCUCCACGUCAGGGGUCACUCCCUGGGCUCUUCAAAAAGGGAGGCUCCUAUAGUGCCCAUUAUCAAUAUGCUGCUGGCCCUGAAUGGCCUAAGUAUUAAAAUAAAAGGCCCUGUCCAGGCCCAAAACUAGUCCAGAAGGACUGUGGAGGCCGUGGGCAUACACGUGAAAUUGUAUGCACAGGGGCUAAGCCCAGCACCAGCCCAGCCUGGGAGCUGAGAUGCCUCAGGGCACACUGUCUGUGCUAAACAAAUACUCAUAUUAACUAGCCUUCCUGACAGAUUGAUGCAUCUUUUUAUGAUCUGUCUUUACAGUGUGAUGACUCUCUCCUUUUAAAAAUAAGAUUAAUUCAGACAAGACAUUUAUUUUAUGAGGAAAUGCAUCCCGGGGGAAAAAUAUUCAAGCUGAAUGGCAGAGAUGGCUGGAAAGAGACUUGACUCUCAAGGAAGCUUCCAGCCUCCAACCUUAGCCACCCAGCCAUGGCCCCAAAAGGGCUGCCCUAAUACUAGUCAGGGACAAGUGGGCCCUCUUAAACUACCCUAGCUGUGUGAGUGUAGCCUGCUGGAGAAAAAAAGAAAGAAAGAAAGGUAGUGAGUUUCAGUGUGGCAGGAAAGAAAAGGAUGCAUUUUUUGGUAAAGGAAAAAAAAUCUGAGAUUUACCCAAAUUUGGCUGGACAUGAGUUUAUAUAUACAGAUUAAGCUUGUCUUUAAAUAACCCUAAAGAAUGUUCAAGAACAGUGAAUGAUUUGUCUCUGUGUCCCCAGUGACUAGAAUAGCGUCACCACCUAGUAGGUGCUUGGCGUGUUUCAUGAAUGUUUCCACUGCUAUGAUCUGUUUCAGCUGGUGACCCCAUGAGGUACCCUUGACUCCCCUAUCUCCCCCAUCUUCCUCCUUCAGCCAUUCAUCAAGCCUGUCAACAUGGCAUUCUAAAUGCUUCUCAAGCACAUUUCCUUCCCCAUUGGCCCUGCCUUGGUUCAGUCCUUAAAUUGCCUAUAGCCUGGACUGGUGCAGCAGAGACAGGCUGGAGAAAGGAAGACCAGUUAGCAGGAAAGGAAGCUUGGAAGACCACCCAGCUAACUGGUCUUCCUUUCUGCAGCCUGGCUCUGAUCCAUCCUCCACACACUGCUGUGGGUCUGACUGCACACCUUCUUUUUGGAGGACUCUCCUAUUAUAGCCAUCAAACUCCUGAGUCUGGUACACAAGCCCUCCCCCACAUAAGCCCUGGAUGAAGAUCCACUACCAUUACAGCCAGUGUUACCUGGCCCUUGCCUACCUGUCAGGUCUUGGCAAUGUCCACCUUGCUCUUUGUACUUUAAAUAACAUCAUUUCGUGCUCCCCCAGGACACUGUGCAGCUUCGCACCUCCAAGCCUUUGCUUCUGCAUUGCCUGAUACUUGGAGCACCCUUCUCCACUUUCAGAUUGAGAUUUCGGAACACUUUAUCAUCAGCCUAUCCAUAAAGACUUCCUUGCUGGUCCCUCCCAUCACAGAAUAAACAGCCUCCGUAGGAUUGUACUGUA
Pongo pygmaeus (Bornean orangutan) is the source of this 8218-nucleotide messenger RNA. It is a transcript of the gene NOX5, whose product is annotated as NADPH oxidase 5. The coding region runs from base 5 to 2164 and encodes 719 amino acids. Gene Ontology annotation, biological process: defense response; superoxide anion generation. Gene Ontology annotation, cellular component: NADPH oxidase complex; plasma membrane. Gene Ontology annotation, molecular function: superoxide-generating NAD(P)H oxidase activity; calcium ion binding. The transcript has 15 exons. The record is from RefSeq and is a predicted model, not a curated record. NCBI's taxonomy places the organism in Eukaryota, Metazoa, Chordata, Mammalia, Primates, Hominidae.